This is a messenger RNA of Melampsora larici-populina 98AG31, 1773 nucleotides long. RefSeq lists its product as uncharacterized. The record is from RefSeq and is a predicted model, not a curated record. The transcript is spliced from 3 exons. The coding region runs from base 1 to 1773 and encodes 590 amino acids. Lineage: Eukaryota; Fungi; Basidiomycota; Pucciniomycetes; Pucciniales; Melampsoraceae.
AUGCCACAACAACAUCAACAACAUAGCCAACCAACACCACCCAUGUCUUUGACGCUUAGUCACACAUUAGAGAUAUUGGCGCAUAUGUCCAAACUGGAUUUUUCACCUAGGGAUUUCAUGUAUACAUUCUUCUCCUCUAAUCACGCGGAAUGCAUAUAUCGCUGUCGCUUGAUGAAGAACGGAUCUGGAGAGAAACAAAACAAAUCGAUAUUGAAAAAUUACGGGAACCUUAUCAAGUCGUCAGAAGUAGGGCUGCAAUUCUGGGAAACAUUCAUUUUGAAUGAGGCAUCCGCAAUUGUAAAUGGACAAGACGUGGUUCGUGGUGCUUACCCUAAAGGCGCAUACGUCAGCUCGAAUCAGAUCCCAAGUGACUUCUUCAGCGAGAGUUCAGAAGCCAGACGCACUGAGAAAAUCAAGGAUGGAAUGCCAUUCUUGCAUUCCUUGAUUUCACAGAAAAUAUCAAUGUCGUUGAAACACAAGGCGUCGAAACCGGAUAGUCCAUUUGUUAAACCAAAUGACAACAGCUCAAGACGUACCUCGAUAAAUCCCAAAACCCCCAAAACCCCCGAGUCUGCGGUCACGAGACGUAAUUCGCUCAACCCCACCGAACCUUCUGUGAAAGGGGAUGAGGAAGACGAGGUGUUGUCACUCGCCAACUUGGUGUACGUGAAGUCGACACCAUCUGAAGUGGCGGAUCAUAAAGCCCAGGAGGUUCCGGUAGCGAUUUGUGCCAUGAUCGCAUAUCAAUGCAAUCGGCGUUGCAAUGCGGUGCCCCUGCAGAAUGGUCUGAUGGUCUUGGCCGGAGGUGUUUCCUGCAGGGUUAAUGAAUAUUUACAAUGUUUCGGUUUGACGACACAGGUGUUCCAUGCUGUCCUCGACGCCAUGGAACACCUGCGUAUAUCCCAAGAGGCCCAGCUGAUGGAGGUCUUCAAAGUUAAUCAGAAACUGUUGCCAUUGUUAUGCUUUGACAACGUAGACAUACACUUACGCAUCCACAACUCUCGUAUUGAUCUGUCUUCGAGGCUAUUUCAUGGGACUUGGGGUUUCUACACGGUUUUUCGUGCGGCGCUGUUGGCAAGUUGUGAUGCUGAAGCUCUUUCGCUGGCUGUUUUUGUGGAAGCAAUGAAGAACAGCGACCAAAAACCCGUGAUGAUUGACUCUUUCGCCCCUCGUGCUGGCGAAUCUGUCCAUUUCGAGGCUGUCAUCAAAGCUCAACUUGCUCUGGCGUUAGUGGAACAUGUCAAACAUCUCCCGAAAGGGCCAUCGCCUCAAGACCUACCUCCUCUCGCCGUAGCUCCUCCAAAAAUUGACCCUAUCGAGUUUCACACGCCGAAUAUACACUUUUUGCGCAUGAUGGAUGCGCCGGAUUCAUCAGCAGACGGCGUAUCCCAAGUGCUCGAUCAGGUGAUGACUCAGAUAGGUAUGCAGAAAGAACAAUAUGCAGAAAACCUUCUGGUCGCCGGCGGCGAUGUUGGUUCGAACCAAUUGGUCAAAAGUCUUCGAGGGAAGCUCCACCCGCCAAUUGACUCGAUUGAAGGCCUUUCAUGGGUCCUCUCGGUGUUUGGACCUGCACACACAACAUGGAACUUCGCCGAGGCAGUAUGGGCCUUGCACUGGGGUAACUCGAACGACGGUGAGGACCGAGGAGCCUGGCGGUCAUCCUUCGAGUUAGGCGGUGAUUAUAGUAAGCCUGUUGUGCAACAGGACUUCAAUUCCAUAAUGAGGUCCAUUCAAAUCGUCCAUAAAGCAAAUUUGGUAUUCAUCAUUAGGUAA